GGGAAGGGGCGGCCCCGCCGCCGCCCUCCCGCCCCCGUAACUCCCCGUUGUCCGGGCGGCCGGGAGGUAGCGGAUCCUGCGGUCCGGGAUGGAGGCGGCGGCGGCGGGACAGCCGCGCUCCCUGCUCAGAGCGCUGGCCGGGCCCCGGCCCCAGGAGCGCCCCGGCUGCUCCCCGGCCUCCUCCGCCAAGACCGAGGCGCGGGUGCUGGUCAUCAACACGGGCGGCACCAUCGGCAUGGUGCAGGACGUCAAGGGGCUUGCUCCUGAGGCCAAUAAAUUAGUAAACAGCUUGAAAACGAUGCCGAUGCUGCACGAUGAGGCGUAUGCCCGGGAAACAAAACUGAGCAACUCCCAUGAAUUCCCAGAGAACACCUUGGUACUCCCUCUCUCUAAGCAAAACAAGAGAAUUUUUUACACAAUCCUUGAGCUCUCACCACUGCUUGAUUCUUCCAACAUGACACCAGAUGACUGGGCCAAAAUUGCAAAGAAACUUGAGGAGCACUAUGAGAAGUACGAUGGCUUUGUGAUCCUGCACGGUACUGAUACUAUGGCGUACACAGCUUCAGCCCUGUCCUUCAUGUGUGAGAACCUGGGCAAAACUGUUGUUCUGACAGGAUCUCAGGUGCCCAUUUAUGAGCUGCAGAACGACGGCCGAGACAACCUUCUGGGGGCGCUGCUGAUGGCUGGGCAGUUUGUGAUUCCUGAGGUGUGCCUGUAUUUUUAUAAUAAACUGUACAGGGGAAAUAGGGUGACUAAGGUGGAUGCUGGGAGUUUCAAUGCCUUUUCCUCACCUAACCUGCCUCCACUUGCAAAUGCUGAGGUUGAUAUUACAAUAAACUGGGAAACAGUUUGGAGAGCCAAUACCACAAAGAAAUUUCGAGUUCACACCAACAUGAACAGGAAUGUUGGACUUCUGCGGAUCUUCCCAGGAAUCACUGCUGCCGCUGUAAAAGCGUUUCUUCAGCCUCCAAUUGAGGGCAUAGUACUCGAAACUUAUGGAAGUGGCAAUGCCCCAGACAAGAGAGAAGAUUUGCUGGAAGAACUGAGGAAAGCAGCUGAACGCAAAGUGGUGAUUCUGAACUGCACCCAGUGCUUACGUGGGGCUGUUAAAACAGUCUAUGCAACAGGACAGACUCUCGCUGAUGCUGGAGUAAUUCCUGGAGGUGAUAUGACACCAGAGGCAGCCCUAACUAAACUGUCAUACACGCUCAGCAAGAGAAACCUUAGCUGGGAGGAGAAGAGGAAGAUGCUGAGUGAGAAUCUAAGAGGAGAAAUGACUGUUGUACCCACAGGAGCCAAGAUCUCUUUGAGAGAUAGCAAGUUUAUUCAAGUGAUUGCCAAAUCUCUAAGUAUCAGCAGCAAGGAGGAGUUAGAAGCUGUACGAGAUGCAUUAAUUCCACCUUUGGCUUGUGCUGCAGCUAAACUGGGUGACAUAGAUGCACUAAGAGCCAUAGCAGAAAUGGGUGGAAACCUGAGCUGUGGAGACUACGACGGCCGAACUCCACUCCACAUUGCAGCCUCUGAAGGGCACCUGCCCUUAGUUGAGUAUUUGUUGACGUCUGGCGCGACUGUUUAUGCCAGAGACAGAUAUGGAUCUACCCCGCUGAUGAAUGCGAUCAAGUUCAGAAGUGAGAGUGCAGGACCAUGGGCUGUCUGUUCUCUUUCUGCCCUUCCCUUUCUCAUCAAGACCAGACUGUUUCAGUUGGCACAAAAUAUACCGGUUCACCUAGUCUGUCAAGCUGGAGUUAGCUCCCUGGGAGGUCUGACAGUCCUGGAUUACCAUGGGCUGCAGGAAUAACUUGAAGGCUUCUUCUGUUUCGAAGACCAGAUGUGGAAAACUCAGCAGGCUCUGUGACCGUGAGAGCUGGAGUCUGGCCUGGCUGUGCUGUGCUAUUGCCAUUCCUCCUGCAUGGUCUCCAGCAGCUUUGUGGCUGUUGCUUUACCUCAUGAAUAUAUAAGCUCUGCAGUCUUAAAGCAAAAACAAGCCCAACAGCAAAUCAAACAAAUAACCUCGGAGUUGAAUAGAGGUGGCUCUGGUCCAAUGUGAGAAAAUGCUAAAGCAUUAGAUACUAUUAGAUGUUCCUGCAAAUCAGGCACCUACUUUUGUUACCACACCCAUCUACCGCCUGAGGAAUUUCACAUGAGCUUGUUGUUUGGAUUCCUUAGAAUUGCCACUCCUAUAUUAGACUCCUACUAUGACUCUAAAGCUCUUUAAAACUGCACACCCAUUUUGAUGCAGGGAAUUUUAAAAGGAAACAGCACCAUAACCAUUUUCAGUUUCUCUUUUUGUUUCUACUGUUGGAAUGAGAGGAAGAGUUGACUUAGAACUAACCUCAUAAAUCUGUAUUUAUGAUCUGCUGUGUACUCACACUGCAUUUCACACUGGUAAGCAUAUAAAGGAGAGUGCUAAAGAGCAGACAGCUGUAUAUGUGUGUAAUUAGAUACCCACUAAAAAGAUUUAUGCUACAGAAGUAUUUAAAUUCUAUUUAUUAAACACUUGCAA
Messenger RNA from Oenanthe melanoleuca, 2503 nucleotides. RefSeq names its product asparaginase (gene ASPG). The record is from RefSeq and is a predicted model, not a curated record. The coding region runs from base 89 to 1798 and encodes 569 amino acids. NCBI's taxonomy places the organism in Eukaryota, Metazoa, Chordata, Aves, Passeriformes, Muscicapidae. The transcript has 14 exons. Gene Ontology annotation, biological process: amino acid metabolic process. Gene Ontology annotation, molecular function: asparaginase activity; protein binding.